CCUUCUAUCAAGCGAAUGUGUACAUCGUUGGUCGCAGAUGUAAAUACUAAAUACUAGUAGGUUUUGUUUACAUGCUUCAGCAAGUGGAGUUUGUGGUGUGACAUUGUAUGACGAGUGUUACGCACGUGGAGAGGGUAAUACAAGAGUGACAAAACGUAGAAAAUAAAGAUUGUUGCUGACAUAAGAAGUUCAUUCUCACAUGCAAGUGCAGCCUACAGUUUAAAUUACUUCGGAAACUGUGUACAUUAGAUGCAUCUGUACAUCUUCCAAAUAAGAGCUGCAGUGAGGUUGCUAGCAAGAAAGAUUGUUAACAAUAAUUUCAGAAUCAAGAAGUUUCAUUAUCUUUGUAGUCGUAACAACAUUGUUAAUAGUGACAUUAUUCCUCGAAGAAAAUUGACCAUGGAUGAACACAGUACUGCUGGUGUGCCCUUGGAUGAAGUAGUUUCACAGUUAAAUUCAUUUGCUGAAUUAUCAUUGGCUGAGACGUGGGAUAAUGUAGGACUACUCAUUCAGCCUUAUACUUCAAGAACAGUUGAGAAGAUUUUGCUUACAAAUGAUUUAACUGAAGCUGUAAUGCAAGAAGCAUUAGAAAAGAAUGUGGGGAUGAUUAUUUCUUAUCAUCCACCAAUUUUUAGGCCCUUGAAAUCUGUUACUAAAAGGACAUGGAAGGAGCGUCUUGUUGCUGCUUGUUUGGAAAAUAGAAUUGCUUUGUAUUCACCACAUACCAGUUUUGAUGCAGUGAGAGGAGGAGUUAAUGACUGGUUAGCCAGUGCUUUUGACCACAAAACUGUUUAUCCACUGAUACCAUCAGCUUCUUCUGGAGGAAGUUCCUAUUUAGCAGAACUAACUUUUCAAAAGCCAGAGUCUCCUGAUGAAUCUCUGGAAGAUAGUGCUGCAAGAUCGUCACAAGAUGACAAUCUGGGUGACCAUUGUUCAGCAGAAAAUGUAGAAGUUGUUUCUUGUGGUGAUGGAAAGUUAUCUUUGAAGAUUUCACCUUCCAUGUUACCAAAGGUUAUGAAUGUGUUUAAAAUUUCAGCCAAUACAAAGGUUACAAUUCCAGAAUGUGGAAUGGGUCGCAUGUGCUAUCUUAAAUCACCACAACCAUUGACAAAAAUUGUUGAGACUGUAAAGAAACAUGUCAGAGUUCCACAUCUUCGUCUCGCUCUUGCUGUUGGGAAGAAUAAUGAUUCAUUGGUAUCCACUAUUGCGAUUUGUGCUGGUUCGGGAGCUUCUGUAUUGAGAGGAGUUAAAGCAGACCUCUAUCUCACUGGCGAGAUGUCUCAUCAUGAGGUACUGGAUGCUGUGCAUGACGGUCAUCAUGUGAUACUGUGUGAGCACAGCAAUUCUGAAAGGGGUUUCCUGACACAUUUUGCUGACAUAUUAGCUAAUGAACUUCUUGAUGGCAAAGUUCAAGUAUUAGUAUCAGUUGCUGAUAAAGAUCCACUUCAAGUUGUUUAAAAUUAAAAUAUUUGCUACUGAAAGCUGACAUUUUUUAUAUAUUUUGAAUUACAAAUAUUAUAAACACAUACUGUUCUGCAGUGUUAUAAACCUUAAUAAAAAUUUUCCCUCAACAAGUCUUUUCUUUUCCUGGUUAGCAUUUUUUUUUUCUUUUGAUAUAUAGAGGUUUUAUUAUACAAUGUUUGUAUGAUUAUGAAAAUGGUUACGAUUACUGUUUAUAGUUUAAAAUAAAUGGUACUACAUACAAUAUUUGGCAUGAAUUGAACAAAUAGAUAUUUUCUGAUGUAUAGGGAGUAAAUGUUAUUGUAAUAUGGUUUACAAUGUUUGUUCUGUAGGGGACACAUUGACUCUGUGUGUAAGAGUAGAGUGCAUUCACAUGCUGUGUAAUUUACUACAUGCUCACAGCUUGUAAAUUUCAGUCAGUGUUUGUUGUUGAUUGUAACUGCAAUGUACAAUUUCCAAAUGCUCUUUAUUCAUAAAAGUCUACAAUGAUUAAGAAAUUAUAAUUUUUCUAAUCUGCUGUUCCUGGUAAUCACACAACUUUUACUUUUGAGCUUGUUUUCCUCUCAGAGCAAUUACUGAAAUUAGGCAAAAAGUCAUGUGAAUUAUUUUAGUUUGUCACUAUAUUCUUAGGAAAAAAAAACCGAAUUAUCCAUGUUUCUUACUGAAAAGAGAUGAAAGGCCUUGUUUAUACUUGUGGAUCUGACAUGAAUGAUUAGUUGUCCAAACUACUGUUUAAUGCUGUGUUUCCUAAACUGUGUUCCAUGGAAUGUGUAUGAAACUAAAAAAUUAAAAUAAAAAAUGAAGAACUACUAACCCUCACUUCCACUUACUGAUUACAGCAGAUCAGAGAUUAGCAUCCAGUAUAAAGAAUGAACUUAGUAUUUGUCUUGAGCAGAUUUUAAUUACAAAUGGAUGAAACCAACAGUGCAGUUUCACUUGCAUGAUUGAUUGUAAUAGUUAAGCAUCUGCACAAAAAUACGUUAUUGAAGAGUCUUCUUUUAUGCUAAUCUCUACCAACAUGUACUACUACAUUUGAAAUAUUGGGUUCUGCAAAAUAGAUUUCUUGAAGUGACUAAAAUGCCAUGAGGAAAAGGCUCUGAGUGGCAUAAUUAACAGUGGUGCAGAGCUUAUUAAAAUUUCACCAAAAAUGUUCUAGUAACAACAGCAUAAUCUAUAGGCAGUCAUUUUCUGUAAGAACUAAAUAAAUAAAUGAGAAUGUU
Molecule: messenger RNA, 2681 nt
Organism: Schistocerca gregaria
Lineage: Eukaryota; Metazoa; Arthropoda; Insecta; Orthoptera; Acrididae
Gene: Ciao1
Product: probable cytosolic iron-sulfur protein assembly protein Ciao1
Exons: 8
Coding region: 250-1458 (402 amino acids)
Biological process (GO): iron-sulfur cluster assembly
Cellular component (GO): cytoplasm; cytosolic [4Fe-4S] assembly targeting complex; mitochondrion
Molecular function (GO): protein binding
Source: RefSeq, a predicted model, not a curated record